GCUGGAUGCAGGAGACCAGCCUUUCUCAACGGAAUAUCCGAAUAAACCAUAUUACUUUCUUAUCUUAUUAUUUUCAUACAAAAAAAAAACAUUUUCCCGAGAAAAUUUGAAUGAUUUCCCAUGAAAGUUCCGGUCCUAACUCGCCGCAUGUCCCUUUCCUUAUAUAACAAAACCUCCCCUUUGCUAUCCAUCCCAAAUGUUCCCUCACCCAAGUUUCCCCCCCAUUCUUUAACACCGAUUUUCACGGUCCCCAAACAACACAAGAAUUCGAUGGCCGCUUGUGUUGGAGCUUCAAGAACCUCCAUAACUGAACCCAACCCACUUUCCCGAGACCCAAACAGUUCUCAAAUCGACGACAACAAAUACAACUACGUGGAAUUCUGCCGACCCAGUUUCCCGGAUCACGUUUCCUGCGUACCCAUUUGCCCGGAUCGGUCGAAAAUCAUACACCCGGAUACGAACAUAGACGAGGUUGAUCAAGACGAAGAUGAAGACAGCGAGGUUGAUCUAUGGCUGAAAAUGCAAGACGAAGCUCGUUUUGAUGUGGAGCAGGAACCCAUAUUGUCAAAUUACUAUUACAACUCGAUCUUGUUGCAUAGUUCAUUGGAGAGCGCGUUGGCUAAUCAUCUUUCAAUGAAACUGAGCAAUUCGAGUCUUCCUAGUGGCACCCUAUUCGAUCUUUUCGUGGGGGUGCUUGGAGGGGAUCAGGAAAUCAUGAGGGCCGUGAAGGAUGAUCUGAGAGCAGUGAAGGAGAGGGACCCAGCUUGUAUAAGCUACGUGCAUUGCUUAUUGAAUUUCAAAGGGUUUCUUGCUUGCCAAGCACAUAGGAUGGCACAUAAGCUGUGGUCACAAGGUCGGAAGGUCUUGGCUUUAUUGGUUCAGAACAGGGUGUCUGAGGUUUUUGCUGUGGAUAUCCAUCCGGGAGCUAAGAUCGGACGCGGGAUAUUGCUCGAUCAUGCCACCGGUGUGGUGGUCGGAGAGACGGCUGUGAUUGGGAACAAUGUCUCAAUUUUACACAAUGUGACAUUGGGAGGGAGUGGGAAGGAGUGUGGGGACAGGCACCCAAAGAUUGGUGAUGGGGUGUUGAUAGGGGCAGGGACUUGUAUUCUGGGGAAUAUUAGGAUUGGGAAUGGGGCUAAAAUUGGGGCUGGUUCGGUUGUGCUCAAGGAGGUUCCACCUAGGACAACAGCGGUUGGGAACCCAGCUAGGUUGGUUGGGGGGAAGGACAAUCCAGUUAAGCUUGAUAAGAUUCCUGGUUUAACUAUGGACCAUACUUCACAUAUUCAUGAGUGGUCUGAUUAUGUUAUUUAGGGUCCUGUCUCAGUUAAUUUUUGUUUAUGCUCCUUUUGCAUUUUGAUUAGUUUCUUAAAACCGGGGUUUCUUUGUUUGUGUUGUAAGUGAGAACUGAAGUUCUCCUAGUUGCAAACAGGGUGCCCCGAAGCUGCUAUGUAGCCUAUGUAUGUUGAGGGGUUGUUUUGCGUUUGUAAUAUUACAACCUGCCAUGACUGUGAUCAUGUGCUGCAAUAUAUAGUAUUUUGUUCUUGUCGUA
Molecule: messenger RNA, 1549 nt
Organism: Alnus glutinosa
Lineage: Eukaryota; Viridiplantae; Streptophyta; Magnoliopsida; Fagales; Betulaceae
Product: serine acetyltransferase 1, chloroplastic-like
Exons: 1
Coding region: 121-1311 (396 amino acids)
Cellular component (GO): cytosol; cytoplasm
Molecular function (GO): L-serine O-acetyltransferase activity
Source: RefSeq, a predicted model, not a curated record